Messenger RNA from Loxodonta africana (African savanna elephant), 5696 nucleotides. It is a transcript of the gene ZWILCH, whose product is annotated as zwilch kinetochore protein. The transcript is spliced from 19 exons. Bases 157 to 1926 code for a protein of 589 amino acids. NCBI's taxonomy places the organism in Eukaryota, Metazoa, Chordata, Mammalia, Proboscidea, Elephantidae. Gene Ontology annotation, biological process: protein localization to kinetochore; mitotic spindle assembly checkpoint signaling. The record is from RefSeq and is a predicted model, not a curated record. Gene Ontology annotation, cellular component: RZZ complex.
GUACGUACCAAAACAAAAAUCCAACUCUGUGGGCAAACCGAACUUGUUGGAGGGGGAAAGUAGUCCCGGCGGGGCGGUGUCACGACCCCGGAUGUUGGCGGCUUGGGCGCGCACUUCAGUUGGUCGCUCUGGUACCCGCGCUGAGAGCCGGGAAGGAUGUGGUCGGGGCUAAACCAAGCGGCUGAGGAGUUGUACGCUCGCCUCCUGAAGGGAUUUGAUGAAGAAAAGAAAGGAAUCUGCAAAGACCCAUUUGUUUAUGAGGCUGAUGUUCAAGUGCAGUUGAUCAGCAAAGGUCAGCCAGACCCUCUGAAGAAUAUUUUAAAUGAAAAUGACACAGCAUUCAUCAUGGAAAAAGUGCCUUUAGAAAAGGAAGAAACCAAUUACGUUGAAGAAAUACAGUCUGAAGAAACUGCCAUUUCUGAUUUCUCUACUGGCGAGAAUGUUGGACCGCUUCCUUUACCAGUGAGGAGAGCAAGGCAGUUAAUUGGACUUUACACCAUGGCUCACAAUCCUAAUAUGACCCAUUUGAAGAUUAAUCGUCCAAUUACUGCCCUUCCUCCCCUUUGGAUAAGAUGUGACAGUUCAGAUCCUGAAGGUACCUGUUGGCUAGGAGCUGAGCUCAUCACUACAAAUGACAGCAUUACAGGCAUUGUCUUAUAUGUGGUCAGCUGUAAAGCUGAUAAACAUUAUUCUGUACAUCUUGAAAACCUAAAAAAUUCACACAAGAAAAGACAUCAUUUGUCAGCUGUAACAACCAGGGGUUUUGCCCAGUAUGAGCUCUUUAAGUCUACUGCCUUGGACGACACAGCCUCCACAUCGCAAACAACAAUCUCUUUGGAUAUUUCUUGGAGUCCUGUGGAUGAAAUUCUUGAAAUCCCUCCACUCUCCUCAACUGCAACUCUGAAUAUUAAAGUGGAAUCUGGAGAGUCAAGAAGUCCUUUGAAUAAUCUUCACAGACAACUGAAAUUUCUCCUCGUCUUGGCUGAUGGUUUGAGGACUGGUGUAACUGAGUGGCCUGAGCCUCUGGAAGUGAAAUCCGCUGUUGAGCUCGUGCAGGAAUUUCUAAAUGACUUGAAUAAGCUGGGUGGAUUUGGCGAUUCUACAAAAAAAGACUCAGAGAUGGUGAAGCAGGACAGCGCGGCAGUUGAGCACUCCAUUGAGAGUGUUUUCACAGCACGGGGCGACCUCGAUUUCGCUGAGCAGCUGUGGUGCAAAAUGAGCGGCAGCGUAAUUUCAUAUCAGGACUUGGUGAAGUGUUUUACAUUGAUCCUCCAGAGCCUACAGCGUGGUGACAUUCAGCCAUGGCUCCACAGUGGGAGUAGCAGUUUAUUGAGUAAGCUGAUCCAUCAGUCUUAUCAUGGAACCAUGGACACAGUUUGUCUCACCGGGACUAUUCCAGUUCAGAUGCUUUUGGAAAUUGGUUUGGACAAACUAAAGAAAGAUUAUAUCAGUUUUUUCAUAGGUCAGGAACUUGCAUCUUUGAAUCAUUUGGAAUACUUCAUUUCUCCAUCAAUAGAUACACAAGAACAGGUUUAUCGUGUUCAAAAACUCCACCAUAUUCUAGAAAUAUUAGUCAGUUGCAUGCUUUUCAUUAAACCACAGCAUGAGCUUCUCUUCUCGUUAACGCAAUCCUGUAUAAAAUAUUAUAAACAGAAUCCUCUUAAUGAGCAACACAUUUUUCAGCUGCCAGUCAGACCAAUUGCUAUGAAAAACUUAUAUCAAAGCGAGAAGCCACAGAAGUGGAGAGUGGAGAUAAAUAGUGGCCAAAAGAAGGUUAAAACAGUUUGGCAACUGAAUGAUAGCCAACCUGUAGAACAUCUGAAUUUUCAAAAACAUGAUUUUUCUGAAUUAACACUAAAUGGUAGCCUGGAAGAAAAGAUGCACUUUACUACGAUGGUUACCUGCAGCCUGGUGCACUUCAAGUAAAGUGUACUGACGGGGUCCUCUCUACGUCUCAGCAUAAGCCACCAAAAAAAAAAAAAGAAGAAAAAGGGGAGGGGAUGGUAGUUAUCAGAGAACCUGAAACCAGAAAUGUGUCAGCCUUCAAAGCAGAAGAAAGGAAGACCCUGAAGAUUCUCUCUGCAGAUGAAGCUACAGAAUUGGUAAGCCCGUCUCAACUCUGCCUCCGAAGAAGGAGCAUCAGCAGAACUGCAGCAAUUAGUAUGCAGAGGGCGCAGACCGUGGGUACCACAGCCUCCGUAACCAUCUGCAUGUGAUUUAACAAGGGCUCUGGAAUGUAAAGAGAACGUUUUAGCGAAUAGAACUUCAUCCUGAAAGCUUUAACCAUAUUGGAAAAACUUGGAAAAUGGAGUCAUCAAAUUUUCUUAUGCUUAUUUGUUAUAAAAGAGAACCUGGUUAAUUAAAUGUUAUAAAAAAUUAUGUGAGGGCAUUGUAAAAUAUUUCAGAAAAUAUAGGAUGAAGAAUGCCUAAAUUUGGUCCUUCCACAGGGACUGUAAUAAGAGCUAAAUGUGUAUCAGUGCUCGGAGAGCCUCGCUGAGCUUAUCAUGAAUUAGUGUUAAUAGCCAUAUUCCAUUGUUUUGAUAAUUUUCUUUUUUUCUUAAUAAGGUAUUUUCAGUGAAAGUUUACACAGCAAAUUACAUUCCCAUUUGACAAUUUCUGUACAGAUUAUUCAGUGACAUUAGUUACAUUUUUCACAUUUUGUCAGCAUUCUCUUUAAUUGUGUUCUGGUUAUUGGGUUUCUGCUGCUCUAGUUUCCCCACCUUAUCUUCCUGUAAUUUUCAUCCAGAGUAAUUGUGAAAGAAAAAUCCCUGGGAAAAAUUUCCAGCCUUCCGAAGAUGUUAUUAUGUAUCUUCAGAGGUAUAGGAAUAUCUCUGUUGGGAUUUUUUUAUGGCAAUUUUUGUACAGUUCAAUAAUAAUCUUCAGGAGUUAAAUGAAAGGCAAUUUUUGUGUGCAUUGAUAUAGUGGACAUUUAUGUAAUACCCGCUAUUAGGUUUUAUGACAAGCACCCUGAUUACCCAGAGAAAUAAGCCACAGGAGUUUAUAGGCUCAACAGUAAAUUCUGCAGUACAUUUCUAAGUUUAAUUUUGUUUAGUGGAAUACGUAUCCUUAACAUUGCCUAGCUAUUUAGGUUGGGUGUAGGCAGUACAUUGACUGUAAAAAUAGCUGAAUUGGUAGGAUUUGGUCUAGCACUUUCCACCUGUGAUACCGCAUUAAAGACUAGUUAAAAUAGGAAGUGUGUCCUUAUAGAAAGUUAAAUAUAGAAGUCAAAGAACAAAUGAUAUGUGUGAGCCUUUCAUGAUGCAUAGUUGCCUUUUUUUUUUUUUUUUACUUUAGAUGAAGGUUUACAGAGCAAAUUAGUUUCUCAUUAAACAAUUCAUACAUAUAUUGUGACAUUGGUUGCUAACCCCACAACAUGUCAACACUCUCCCCUUCUCGACCUUGGGUUCCCGGUAACCAGCUAUCCUGUCCCCUUCUGCCUUCUUGUCCUUGUCCCUGGGCUGGUGUGCCCAUUUAGUCUCGUUUUCUUUUAUGGGCCCGUCUAUGGCUGAGGGGCGAAUCUGAUGCAUAGUUGCCUCUUGGUUAUUACAUAUCCAUGACCCUUUUGGACACCCUUGCCUGAGAAAUGAUGCCUUCUGUGGGGGCUGGACUUGUUUUGCUCAUUGUAUAUCCACAGGGCUUAAAACGUUCCCUAGCAAAUAGUGAGUGGUAAAAAUUACUUGUUGAAUGGGUGAAUAUCUCGGGUGUUUUCUGACUUUUCUGCGUUGCAUUUAGUAUAAUAGUUGAACUCUCCUUUCCAUCCACAAAGCCCACUAUAACAAAAAUAGUACACUUACAAAUUUUUUUCAAAGUAAAAAAUUACUUUUCAGAAAGAAUAAAAUUAGAGUGGAUAAAGUAUUUCUCUUUCAUGGUAAAUUUUUUUAAUAUCACCUAAGAUGCUUGUAAAUAGAAAUUUGAUAUUGCUUCAAAGUCAAGGAAAAAAAUCCGUUACCAAUCAUAACUGGUUUUAGAAGGUUAACUUCAGGUAUAUCCACAUUUUAAGGUUUUGGUAAUAUCAUCAUAUAUAUAAUUGUGUAGUUUAACUACCCAAGGAAGGAAUUAAAAUAGCUCACCUGUAGCAAGCAUGUGGUUGUUGAUAGAGCAAGUUUCCAAAGCUUCGAGGUGCCAACUUGCCACCUAACAAAAACCCACUCAGUAAGUAAUGUUGUCUUAGGCUCAUUUUUUGCUGUUUGGAAUCAAUUUUGGAAUAAUAUGAGAUAAAAAUAAAUAUUCCUAACUAUCUGCCUGUCAUUUAAAGUAGCAGGUAUUUUCUGAACACUUGUAUGCUGAAUGAGAGGGCAUUGAGGAGCUUGCAUUCCAGUGCUUUUCUGAUAGUAUGGAACUAGCGAAUUGGCAGCCAUGAGCCACCACUUCCGUUUGUAGCCCAACUGAGGCCAACCUGGAAGAAUUCUGGUAAAUCAGUAAGAUUUACUUUAGAACAUUAUGUUUAAUAAGACACUAUACUCUAAAAAAAAAAAAAAAAUUUUUUUUUUUUUUUUAUACUCUGAAUUUCAAUUUAUAUUUUCCUGCCAUUCAUUUCAGCAACAUAGGUAGAAAAUAGGGAGCUGGUGGAAAAAUGUGGUAGAUCAUUGAAAAUAUUCAGUAGGCUUUAUAGGGUUAUUACGUUUGAUUAUUUUUAAUCUCCAUUUGGAGCCAGUGUAUUUGUAUGGCCUUACCAUUCAAUGGGACAAGGUGAAAAUUGUAUGGUCAUUAUACAUUUGAUUUUUUUUAAGUGUUCUUAUAUAUGUUGAAGAGUAGGUAGUCAUGUGUUUAUAUUAAGACACAAGGUUACGAAUAACAUUUAACUCAAAGCCUCUUCACCUUGUCCCCUCAUGACUUGAAGCACUCAGGACCCUUCAUAACCCCUGCUAGUGCCUUCAUGCUGUGCGUGUUAGCACCUGAAUUGAAGGCAUGCUUGCUCUAUCACAAGUGAAUGAGCACAGAGAUGGGGAGAAUCAUAGGAAGAGAAAAGGACCAUGCUUUCUGCAUACCCCUGUCUUCUUUUGCAGAGGAAGAGGAGAGGUGCUUGCCACAGUCUUUGUGCACCCCCACUGCCUAGCUCAUCUGAAGUCCAGAACAAGUAACAUCAGUAACUAGCCUACCUCUCUUGGAUUUGGAAACCCAUUGGCAAUGAUAAUCCUCUUGUAAUAUUGCCCAGAAGCCUUUGGAUAGCGAGGUUUAUGUCUGCUCUUAAAGUCGACGUAGUAGAAUCCGUAUCUCUCUGAGUAUCCAUUCUCCCAUUCAAACUUAUCCAGCAGGGACCAGGAGGUAUACCCUUUUAUGUUAGCGCCGUCUUUGAUGGCUGCAGAGACAUUUAUGUGUAAUUCAAAUGGUUCAUUUGUGAGAUUUAGAAACAAGUUUUAACCAAACAUACACGUUACCAAGUUUUGUCUAGUUAAGAAGGAGCCUUGGUGGCCCAGUGGUUAAGUGCUCGGCUGCUAACCGAGAGGUUGGCAGUUGGAACCCACCAGCCGCUGCACUGGAGAAAGAUGUGGCAGUCUGCUUCCGUAAAGAUUACAGCCCUGGAAACCCUAUGGUUUCCAACUCUGUCCUAUAUAGGGUCAUUCACUCUAAGUCAGAACAGUCAAAAGAGGUCUAAGUUAAACUGAAAAAUAUGUGAAAACAGUGUUGGCCUGUAACUCACCUUUUAGCAUUUCAUUUAUGUAUCCUUUAAGGUACUGUAUUCUCCACGGAUCACA